Molecule: messenger RNA, 2169 nt
Organism: Hippocampus zosterae (dwarf seahorse)
Lineage: Eukaryota; Metazoa; Chordata; Actinopteri; Syngnathiformes; Syngnathidae
Product: transcription factor 24-like
Exons: 3
Coding region: 769-1290 (173 amino acids)
Biological process (GO): developmental process; regulation of transcription by RNA polymerase II
Molecular function (GO): protein dimerization activity; RNA polymerase II transcription regulatory region sequence-specific DNA binding; DNA-binding transcription factor activity, RNA polymerase II-specific
Source: RefSeq, a predicted model, not a curated record
CAGGCGUCCAAAAUGGAGACAGUAUAAUUAGGCAAAUAAGCUUACUUGACCUUCCUCGACUUAACCGGCGAAUAAGCGGCCCCCCGCAGGAUACUUUUACUAGUCCUUAUAAAAACAAAAUGGAUCCCUUUUCCCUGUAGGGCCCAUCUUAUGACGAAAAAAAAGUCUUCCAACGGCUAUAUUACAAUUAUGAAAGAAUGAAAUGAAUAUACUGGGCCCUUUUUUUUUAAGUUCAACAAAGCCUAUGAUGACUAAUUGCUUUCAUUAAUACGCCAUCCCAAGAGUGCUUCAUUAAGAAGCCUCGGGAGAAUUUCCUCACUGUUGAUUGCAGCCGGUGCCGUUGUCGUUCCGCAAAAGAUUUUUUUUUUUUGGCAUUUCACCUUCUCGGCUUGUCUUCACGGUCUACUGCAAGAAGCCUUUUGACAGACAGGCCUUUCAUCCCCCCCCCCAAAAAGGGCCCAUUUUCUGAUAGGCCAGCAAAGGUAGCCAAUUAGAGUGGGACUGUGGCCCAAAGCGGUGAGAGUGGAAAAGGGAAGGAAACUCAGCCGCCAGUCAAGACACAGACAAGCAGAGAGAGAGAGAGAGAGAGAGGAGGAAAAGUAGUCCAAAGUCAGUGGAAGGUGAUGAAUUAGUACGUGAAAUCCGCAUAAGGCGGGGUGGAACAUCCCUAUUCUGAGACAAUUCGGGGUCUUGUGGUGUUUUUAUUUUUUUCCUGGGGGGGUAUGCAGUCUUUCAUGACGCCUGCUCGGAGAACUCGAGCUUAGCGAGAUGGUUGGGAGGCAAACGCACCGAAUGGACAGCGGCACUUGCUCCGUGACGGUGGUGGACGACAGCCCGAGCUCCAGCCCGGCGGGCCGGUUGCCGCCGCCUCCGCAGCAGCAGCAGGCCGGCGCAGGAGGCGGCAGGGGCCGGCCGGCGGCGGCCAACGCGGCGCGGGAAAGGAGCCGCGUACAGACCCUGAGGAACGCCUUCCUGGAACUGCAACGCACGCUGCCGUCGGUGCCUCCCGACACCAAGCUGUCCAAACUGGACGUGUUGAUACUGGCCACCACCUACAUUGCCCACUUGACUCGAACUCUGCAGGAGGAAGGCGCCGACGAAGGAGAAAGCACAAAGCACGCGGAGGCGUUACACUCGCUCAAAGGGGAAGGCUACUUGCACCCGGUCAAGAAAUGGCCGAUGAGGUCCAGACUGUACGUGGGAGCGAGCGGCCAUUUCCUGAACAAUCCUUCAGAACCUGAGAACCAAGGUCCAUCAUCAUCAUCAUCAUCCUCAUCCAGCUCAAAGUAAUAAUAAUAAUAAUACAUUUCAUUUAUAAGCGCCUUUCAAGACACUCAAGGUAACUCAUCCACACGGUUGCCAUUUGCAUAAGUGGUACCAAAAGACACGUUUAUUCCACUUGUAUCUAUAUAGGGAGACGCUGUAAAUUAAUAUAUGAUGUGAUAUGUUUUUUUUUCCUUAGUGUUGUCGUUUCAGUCUUUGUCUGUAUCGUGAGGCUCCAGAACCUCUCCAGUCUGCUCUUUUGACUGUAAUAAUAAUGAACCCCGUCAUGCUUGGAGUGUGCACUUCCAGCUUGAGACAUUUGCACUAAAAUGCAUGUGUGAAUAACUUAACAUCUGUCAUGUCAAGUGGUCUGUCAGAGGGUCAACAAUAGGGGGCUCCCAGUCUCAUGUUCCCUCCUGUUCAGUUUUUUGUUUUUGUUUUAAAUACAUGGUGCAUGCUUGGAGAGACGGUAUUUGUAAAAGGAUGGAAUAAAAUUGUAUCAUCUACUCCAUCGAGGCUAUUUAAGAGAAGUAAAGAGCAAUAAUAACUGAAACAUGGCUCACUGGUUGCAUCAGGUUACAAAUAAAGAUCCUUAAUAAUAGAAUGAAGAGGAUAAAUGUCGCUUAAUGAAUGUGUUUCAUGGUAGGAAAUAAUAACCCCCCCCCUAAAAAAAGUAUGAAUGUAAACAACAUUUGACAAGUACCUACCACCCCACAAUAAAUACUUUCAGCAGAUGUUUUCUUUCUAAAAAGUAUAUAUUUAAACAUCUUAAAUAUAGGAAACUAUGUAAACUGCACUUAAAGAUCCAACUCAAGUGUACUGCACGUAAAGGUUAAAUCAAAAUUGUAAAAACAAUCAGUCAUUAUAGAUCACACUGAAAUGUAUUAAAGGUUAAAGACAACUAAA